UGGCUCAGAAGGCAGGACAGGCAACCACCCGCUCUUGCCAAUUAUUACAAGCUUCUGCGAAUCGAAGCACUUCGUAUUCAGGGCCGCCGCGCCCAUGCGGUGGCCCCUCCUGGCCGCCGCCUGCGCCCUGGCGGCGAUCCCGACGCUGACCGCCGGGCUCCAGCAGGUGCAAGAGCGCGCCCCGAAGAGGAAGGCGCUGGAGAAGAAGUCCCGCAACGCCCCAAAGAGAAAGGCGCUGGAGAAGAAGGGGCUGCGUCACAGGGAGAAGAAUGUGCGCCACAGGCAUAAGAAGGCGCUCCACAAGGCCCCUGCCGUGGCAUCGCACGGGGCGGCCGGGUUGGUCGACCAGGAAGGCGU
Molecule: messenger RNA, 357 nt
Organism: Prorocentrum cordatum
Lineage: Eukaryota; Dinophyceae; Prorocentrales; Prorocentraceae
Source: the annotation of a GenBank genome assembly